Messenger RNA from Metopolophium dirhodum (rose-grain aphid), 3919 nucleotides. RefSeq names its product anoctamin-5-like. The transcript has 13 exons. Gene Ontology annotation, biological process: chloride transmembrane transport. NCBI's taxonomy places the organism in Eukaryota, Metazoa, Arthropoda, Insecta, Hemiptera, Aphididae. The record is from RefSeq and is a predicted model, not a curated record. Gene Ontology annotation, molecular function: chloride channel activity; protein dimerization activity. The coding region runs from base 210 to 3632 and encodes 1140 amino acids. Gene Ontology annotation, cellular component: plasma membrane.
UACACCGUGGUCGUGCUACCUAUAUAAUAAAUGAAAACGAUGCAACCAUGUCGUGGUCGUUUUUUCAAACACGAUUUUCGCCGUCGGUCGCGCCGCAGUUACUCCAAUAGUAGCAGUGACUACCCUCAGAUGCGUGUUUCGCGUAUGAGCCAUAUAAAUAUAUUAUCAUUGAUAUUGUAAUAUUUUCCGAUUUCUACGACGACUGAAAAAUGCCACCGGAUGACGAUGACAGCAGCUCUCGGACCGUACAGAGUCAUCUACACCGGUCGCCGCCAUCUCCUCCGUCCCAGACGACUCGGGAGGCGGCUGCUGUGUCAUUCGAGCUACAGUUGAGACGCGCGGCGUUAAGACUCGGCGCACGUGUCAUCGGACGACUGCGAACGAACAACAGGGAAAGCGAUCCAUCUCCGACAACAGCCGAAAUCGGCACAGCAACCGUAAACGAAAACCACACCACUGCUGUAGAUGAUUUGCCAAUAUCGCCAUCGUCACCACCACCCCCAUCACCGCCAUCACCACCAUCAUCACCACCACUACCGCCGUCACCAUUUCUUUCUAAACGAAUCGAGCAUCGGGAUUCAUCAACCAAAAUGCACGUCGAACAUAGGAAACUUAACACUGUUGAUUUUGUGUUAGCCUAUAAAAGGCAACGAAUAGUUACGGAGGACGACAGUAAACUGGACGACGAAACUGAAAGACAAAAGUUUUAUCAAGAAUUACGAGCUCAUGGGAUUUUGGUAAACAUCGACGACGAUCCAACGUGUUCACUAGAUGCAGGCCGGACAUGCUUUGCUUUGCUGCAGCUAUCGCAGCGACUCUUAAGAUGUAGUUGCCGGUGUCAUGCAACCAGUAGUGACAGUAACAGUGAAGAUCAACUAACAGUUUACAAUUCGAAAGAUGUUAAUUAUCAACAGUAUCCAAAUGGAAAUAAUGGUAAUCAUGAAAAACACAAUAACGAAUUAACAUCUGCGCAACGGGCUCAGAUCGUGUGGUGCAUCUUACUCCGAAUCGGUUCUGGUAAUAAGCAGGACGCAAAUGCUAUGAGUCUUGAACAAUUGCUCGAGACUGAUAUAAUUUCUGCCGCCUACCCAAUACACGACGGUAGUAUUAAACUUGAAGAAAGAGACGACGUGAACAACAUCAAUGAUAGACGGGUUCUCUACGAAAAAUGGGCUAGGCCAGGUCUAAUCAUACCCCGAAAAUGGAAAACCGAUGAAAACAUUACUUUUUUGAUCCGAAAGUAUUACGGCAUUCCGGUAGCUGUUUAUUUCUGCUGGCUUCGGUACUAUACCGUAUGGUUAGUUGGUCCUGCCAUAGCUGGACUAGUGUGGUUCCUGUACGGAUUGAUAACCACUCGUAGCGAUGUGCCAACCCACGACAUUUGUGAUCCAAAAUCACAAGUAGCUAAUUGGAUCUUGUGCCCAACUAGAAGGUGCAAUGCGAGUUUUUGUGGCUUCACGCGGGUAUUGGACACUUGUGGGCUAUACAGAUGGACGUCAGCUGCGACUUUCGAUAGACCGGGUGCGAUCGUGUUUGCGGUUUUCAUGUCAUUUUGGGCCACGGCGUUUCAACAACUGUGGACCACGUACUCUUGGCAGAUGAACGAACGAUAUGGAGGCCAAUCACCACAAACGGCGUUCGAAUGUUGUGCCGACUGUUGCAGAUCGGACGUCAAAAAAGUACCACUACAGCGGCCCACUUGGCCGCCUACUCCAGGACCACAUCAUCGUCGCCGCGCGCCACCGUCCGUCGCCGUUCACGGGUCCGCCGUCCACCCGACGACGGUGUCGCCGCCAAACGCCAACCGUCGGUCACCGGCGAUUUCGGUGGACGCGGUCCGCCGGUGGUGGAUGUCCAAACUGUCAGACGCGUUACGGGCGAUAGCGUUUUUCGCGACACUGGCCACCGUGGCCUCGGUGCCCAUACUGAUCGUGGUCUACCGGGGCCGGGCCAUUGGGUGGCUCAUGUCGGCUGUGUUCCACCAGGACGGUGACGGACGGUCACCACCGACGGUGACGGUGGCCAGCCACGACGGCGGCGGCGUUACCGCUGACCACCACAGGCAGCACAACUUCUUCCUGUUGAACUACACCAACAGCGGCGAGCUGAGCAGUUGGAAGGCGAUCGUGGCCGCCGCGUGCGCCACGUUUGUCCAGCUCUCGGCCAUCGUCGCCGUCCAUCGCGGCUACAGUAGUGUGGCCGAAUGGCUCACCAAGUACUCGUAUCGCUCGACGUACAACCCGCAGUAUCAGAGUCGUUACACAGUCUACAUGUCUUGCUUCGACUCCGCCAAUUAUUAUUCCAGCUUGGUUUACAUCGCUUUUUUCAAGGGUCGCUUCGUGACUGGACACGGACAACACGCUGAUAGUUCGUCAAAAUUCACACAUUUUUGGCCCAUUUCUAUGAUUCGAAGUGUAAUGCAUCAUAUUAGAGAAGACGUUUGCGAUCCCGCGGCUGCUGGAACAGGAUGCGUGCCAGAGCUGUGUACCCAAUUGGCCAUUAUAAUGGUGGGCAAACAACUGAUAGACAACGUGAUUGAGUUGACGACGCCGCUGGCAUUGAAUGUAUGGCGCCGAUGGCGAGCCAAAGAGAGCCGCCGUCGAAAUAAAUUACAUGGAAAACUGCCGGACACUACUGUCGAAACACUCAGACACCCGAAACAAUGGCAGCUCGACUAUCAGCUGGAAGAUACUGGAUCGUUGGGCCUUUACCAGGAAUAUUCGGAGAUGGUCAUUCAGUACGGAUUUGUGGUUAUGUUCACAACGGCAUUUCCACUGGCUCCGUUGUGUGCUCUGUUAAAUAAUGUAUUAGAGCAACGUUUAGACGCGUUCAAAAUGGUAGCAGCUCAGCGACGUCCAGUUCCUUCCUACUACUGCACUAAUACAGAAUAUAUUAAUAACGUCACUCGAGGACACGUAACAUGUUGCGAUAACUGUAACAAGUUGUGCACGUGGAUACGUGUGUUGAAGAUUAUGUCAUUAAUCUCAGUAUUGUAUAACGCAUUUAUGAUUGCAUUCACCAGUGACCUGUUACCCCGAUAUGUGUAUUCUCAAAUCUCGACAGGAACGUCGUCUUCAUUGGACGGCUACGUCGCUUGGUCUUUAUCCUCGAAGAGAAAUGUGACAGAAUACUACUACGGAAAAUUAGAAAACAUAGAUGGACCUGAAACAUGUCGGUACAGGGGAUACGGCGCUGAUGCUGAUUCGGAACACAAUGACUACAGGAAAUGGCAAGUGUUGGCUGCUCGAUUAGCAUUUGUCGUGAUAUUUGAGCAUUGCGUAAUAGCAUCCAUCGCGGCCUUGGUGUGUUUCAUUCGGAAAAGGUUCCCCAAGUACAAAACCCACGCGGAUCCAAACGCCGACAAACCGUCCGGUGACAGAUCUGUUACAGGUACGAGGGUCGUCACUGGCUCCGGUGGCUCCUCGGCCGUAAUCUAUGCAGCAGAUGGCUUUUUGGCCAAUGCACACGACAAGAAGAAGGAGAAAAAACGGUCUCGUGCGUUCAACGUAAAUCCAGUGGAUGUGCCGUCAACUUUGGUAGUAGUCGACAUGGAAAACGACUGUCAAGAAAAAUGGGCGAACCGCGAAUACUCGCAACCAAGUCAGGAUUCACUACGUUUUGCAGCGACUUGACACGCGUACUUGCUAUGAUAUAUUAUUAUAUAUAAAAAUUGUUCUGUAAAUUAAACUGUGAAGACUAAAAUUGUUUACGACUAAUCCUUAAUACUAUAUCAAGUAAGCACAAAGAAAAAAGUUUUUGAUCCGAUUUACAUCACAUACCUGCAUGUGCGUGGAGAUUAUUGAUCCUCACGGUCCACCAGCUAUCUACUGCGAGCUUUUAAAUAAAUUCGAUUCACAUUUGUUUGUGGCUAUGACAUUAUGUACUAUAAUUUAUAAUUUAUAAUACAAUUUAUAUUUCA